AUGUCCCCAAACAAGACCCUCAUCUACAAGCGCUACACGCCGCACUUGCCAGUGCCCGGCGAGCACCUGACCGUGGAGCAACGGGCUUUUGAUCCUACGAAGCCACCUCCCCCGGGAGGCAUCACCAUCAAGAACACAUACUUGUCCCCUGAUCCCUACCAGCGCGGGCAGAUGAGAGGCCCUGGCGAGACGGGUACCUACUCCAUCCCCUGGGUCGAGGGUCAGCCGGCCGUAGUUAUGACAAUUGCCACUGUGAUCCAAUCGGAUGCCCCAGGAUUCAAGCCUGGAGACCAUGUGCUCGCUAUGGCGGAUGCUGCAGAGUAUGCUGUCGUUCACGCCGAAAUGAUGGGCUAUACACGACUUAUAGCCUUGCCAGAGGGUAUUAAUAUUGGCCCGCCGACCCUUCUAGGUGCACUAGGUGUUGCAGGCCUGUCAGCAUACGUGAGCUUUAAUGAGUACGUUACGGAGCCGCGGGCUGGCAAGACCAUUCUCAUCUCUGCUGCAAGUGGCGCCGUCGGCCAGUUGGUAGGUCAAAUGGCCAAAAUGCACGGGAUGAAGGUCAUCGGCAGUACCGGGAGCCAGGCCAAAGUCGAUUUCGUUACUAAGGAGCUGGGCUUCGAUGGUGCUUGGAACUAUAAAGCCGAGAAGACAGCUGAUGCCCUAACGAGACUGGCCCCCGAAGGCCUUGACUUCUAUUAUGACAACGUCGGUGGCGAGCAGCUCGAGGUCGCCCUCACUCGAAUGAAGGACUAUGGCCACAUAAUUGUGAGCGGUAUGAUGUCGGUAUACAUGUAUCCUGACGAGGAGAAGUACGGAAUUCGGACUGGCAUGAACAUUUUCUUGAAACGUCUGACACUUCAUGGUUUCAUAUGCUCGGAUGCUCAGAACAUGGAGAAGUACAUGCCAUCAUUCCCUACGGACAUGGUAACCUGGAUCCUCCAGGGUGCUAUCAAGACUAAGGAAGAAGUUGUGGUAGGGAUAGACAACAUGCCUGACGCAAUGGUGAGGAUGUGGACAGGUGAUAAGUUUGGCAAAAUGGUCGUGCAGGUUGACAAGAAAUGA
This is a messenger RNA of Cryphonectria parasitica EP155, 1062 nucleotides long. RefSeq names its product NAD(P)-binding protein. The transcript has 3 exons. The coding region runs from base 1 to 1062 and encodes 353 amino acids. The record is from RefSeq and is a predicted model, not a curated record. NCBI's taxonomy places the organism in Eukaryota, Fungi, Ascomycota, Sordariomycetes, Diaporthales, Cryphonectriaceae. Gene Ontology annotation, molecular function: oxidoreductase activity, acting on the CH-CH group of donors, NAD or NADP as acceptor.